Messenger RNA from Impatiens glandulifera, 1469 nucleotides. RefSeq lists its product as uncharacterized. Gene Ontology annotation, cellular component: cytoplasm. The transcript is spliced from 3 exons. The record is from RefSeq and is a predicted model, not a curated record. Gene Ontology annotation, molecular function: mRNA binding. NCBI's taxonomy places the organism in Eukaryota, Viridiplantae, Streptophyta, Magnoliopsida, Ericales, Balsaminaceae. The coding region runs from base 83 to 1213 and encodes 376 amino acids.
UCUUUCCGGCAGCCAUUUUGAGUUUCGUUCACAUCCCCUGAAGUAGUGCAAUAAAAACUGCACCUUUUUUAAAUUCAUCAGCAUGUUUUUCUCCAAAACCUCACUCUUUCACUAUUUCAAAGCCCUCGAAAAUCCCCUGAAUUCAUCUUACUUAACAUCUCAUCCUCCCUCAUUGAUCAUUCAGCGCCUCCCUGAAUUGAUUCUCCACAGACCCAUUUAUUCCUCGUCUCAAUCGGAGACGGAAUCAGAAACUAAAACUGCAAAGAAGCCCCUUCACGUUCUCUUCAAGGAAGCAGUGGGACUUUCAGAAAGGCUCGACCCAAGUGACUGCGAAGAGGGCGGCAACGAUUUGAGCAAGAGCUUGAGAAAAUUGGAGUAUGAGGUGAGAAUGUUGAAGAAAGCAAAGAGUGAGAGUAAUAAACCCGAAAUUGAUUACGGCGGGGCUUCAACUGAUGACUCCAAAGUUAAGACUUUGAGCGGUUUGUUCGCUGGCGAGAGGAAGAUGGUUAGAGAGAAGAAACCUGAAAGGGGUAAUGUGGAUUCUUCGAUUAUGAGCAAGAAUGAUGAAGGGGAUUCAACGAGUGUGUCUAAAGUUAAGAGCUUGAGAGCUUUGUUUGUGCCUGAGGAUAAGAGAAGAGAGUAUUUAGAUGCUUCCAGGUCUUUGAUGAUAGAGGAUGAGAUGAUACACAAAGAACUAUCACCUGACAUGAUCUUGUUUGUUAGAUAUCUGUACAAACAAGGGUAUUUCAAUGAUGCGAAUUUCAUGCCAAGAAACUUCGACGCCACCUGUUUUGAGAAUAGUUAUGGACGUAAAUUCAUUAGACAUGCGGCUGAGAAGUUCGGCCGGAAUAACCAAGAAAUAACCAUGUGGAUUUCAGGUAGUGAUUUGAAGAAGGUGGCUCUGUUUGGAUGCCCUUCCUUAGGGAGGAAAACUAUAUUUUCUGCAAAAAGAUUGCGGGCAUUCUUUGGAAUUGACGAAACUAGUGUAUGCAGUAAAUGUGUGUUGAAGCCAGUUUGCAACUUUGCAAACCAGAAGGUAUGGAGUUGGGAUUCCAAUCAUUUGGAUUUGGUUGUUGUGAUGCGGGUGAUCACUAUUUACGGUUUGGAGGCGGUUCCUUCACAGUUGAGGGUACCUGAAGAGAUGAAGGCUGGUAUUAACAGAUUAUUCAAGGAAAUUGUGAAUCUAAGUCGUCGCCAGACAGUUGUUGCAUGAGAUUGGAGAUUAUGCUGCCCAGGUCAUACUUUGUGUUUGUUUCAGGUAAUUGAGAGCUAGAUUCUACAAUUUUGUUCUUGGCUAAUUUGAUGUAUUAUGGUUCAUCUAUCUAAUAUCUAUCUAUACAUACCAUAUUGUAGUGCUUAGAAUUCCCAAUUGGCUCUUGAGUUGUUGGGACAAAUUUUUGUAACAUGAAUUUAACCACCUAACAGUAAUCUUCAACUUAUGAAUGGUUAUGACCUUUUGUUGAAACCAA